GUUUGACCGUUUCCAGGGCAACCCGCCGACGCUCCUGUCAAUCAGGACUCAGUGCAGCAGCUGUCGGCACUGAAGAUUCAAGUUCAGCAUCGAUUUGAAGUCUCCGCGUUUGUCUACUUAAAUACGACAUGGCUGACAGAAGCCAUGACAAAGCAGAGAGGGAUGAUGAGGACACAGGUGAACUUCUCAACACUGACCUUAAUGACAACAGCAGUGUGAUUGGACUGGAUCAUCUGCCUCCCAAACUAGACCACUGUGACCUCCUGCUAGAUGCUAUUGAUGCUCAGCUUGGGCAGCUGCAGGUGCAGCCCCAGAAACGCCAGCCAAUCUCCAGAGAGCAUGAUUGCAAUGAUGCAGCACUUUUUAGGGGGAGUCAAUCUCUGAGCAAAGACACAGGCUUUGGAAGCACAACUCAAACAAAUGAUACUCCCAUGUCUUGUCUUGAUUUGUUACACACUCAGACAAUGGACCAAACAUCAGAGAGGAGCACAGGCUCUCAGGAGGCUUCUGUCACACAUGAGAGAAGUAAACAGAAGUUAGACAGAGGGACAAGAGACAAAGUGGAAAUAGAGUCUCACAGGGAGCAGGUCAUCUGGAGGCUAGAGAGGCUGCUUGGAGACACCUGUAAGGAGGAGGGAAGGAUGGCAGGAGAAACCCAUCCUCCUUCAGAGAGUAUCUGCACUGAGGACUUUGUGAGAUGCUUCAGAGAGGAGAUGGUUGAAUUGCCACUGCCAGAGGGGAGCAUGCAACAACCAGACAAAGAAGAAGAGGCUCAGUGGACAGAGAUAUCUGACAGUGACACUCUCCAGAGUGAACAAAAGGCACAGAUUGUUCUUAAUGUCAACAGAAAAGGAACAGCAACAACUGGGAAAAGCAGUAAAGACACAGAGACUGCUCACUAUUGCCAAUUAUACAAGCCAGGUCAAAGAAAAGAACAGGAAAGAUGUCUUUCUGACAGCUCUGGGUCGAAGAUGUCACAUGUUAGUGAAGAAGAAGGAGCUGGAGGGAGAUACAAAGCGUUGCAGAAUCUUGAUGGUGAUAACAGCAUCUCUUACAGUACAGAAGUUGCAACAGAACAGGAAAACCUGCAGCACAACAACAUCUGUUCUCCUAAGGCCAGGUGCUUGGCAGGAGUACCUGUGUGGAGUUUUGACACCGUGUCCAUUGACAGCGACCUUGACUCAGUCUGCACAGAGCAGGUCAGGCAGCACAUCCACAGGCGGCCAGGAUGGCUCUCUCACUCUCUCAUUGAGUCUGUCAGGGACAUGGAUGACUUCUGCACCAACCAGAGUGACAAUGACACACCCACACAGGAAGAAAGUGAACCUCAAGCUACACCAGUCCAGAGAUUCCCAUCUGGAAAUGUCCAAAACAGAGGUGCUCCUGUCCGUAAAGCACAGCGUAGUAGAAGAGAAACUUACAGACUUGUUUGUUCUUUGAGUGAUGCUGACAAGGACACAGAUGAGGAAAUAAACCACUGGAGCAGGAGGUGCAGGCCUGAGAGGACAUCAGAGAAGAUGCGGUCAAAUUGGGAGAAGAUGAAAGAGUAUCUCUCUUCCCUCAGGCAGAGAUGUGAGAAAGAGGAGGAGACGUUACGGUUGAAGAAGACUCAGUUAACAGAUGUUGAACUCUCCCUGUCUGAACUUCAACAGAGAAGAAGGCAUGCCUUGCAGGAGUUAGAGCGUCUGGCUGCAGAGACAGCACAGAUGGAGAGGGAGAAGAGGACUUUGGUAUCCGUUCUGAAAGAGAGCAAGGCAGAGAGGGACUCUAUAAGUUGCCAGCUGCAGAGACUGCAGAGGCAGAGAGAGUCCUGUCUCCUCGAGGUUAGAAGCAUAGAAGAAGAACUCACAACUCUGAGUCAACAUAGAAAGACUCUGAAGGACAGAGCCUGCAUGGAGAAGACCAAUGUUGUUAUGUCUGUGCUGGAGAGGGAGGAGAUGGAAAGACAGUUGGAUAGUGCCAAAACAGAACUCUUUUCUGAGCAGCGACGCUCAAGAGAGAAGCUAGAGUCCAUGCAAGAAAAGUUGGAGGAGACUCUUGAGGAACUCCAGAGGGUCACAGAGGCAGAGAGCUCACUGAGGAACAGGUGUACUUGUCUGGAGGAGAAACAGAAGCAGAAUGAAGAGCAGACUGAGGCUCUGGAGUGUCAAGCAUGUGAGCUGCAGGGUGAACUGGGAGAAUGCAAGAUCAGAGUGGGAACACUGGAGAAGAUGGUGGCCCAGAAGGAGCUGCAGCUGCUAGAUUUGCAGGAGCAACGUGGGCUCUUACAAGCAGAAAGAGAUGAACUGAAGGGGGAGCUACAACACUUGAAAUCCCAGCACUACAAUGCACUGAAAGAAGCUCGAGAGCAGGCCCAUAAAAUGAUUCAGGCAGCACUGAAGCAGCAGAAGGAUUUGGCUUUGGCUCACGAGCAACAAAUCCAAAAGGUUAAUACGCAGGCAGAAGAGGAGAAAGCUGCUUUGAAAGAACAAGCCCAGUCUCUCACACAACAUAUUGAGUCCACACAAAGUUCCCUUCAGCUAAAAGAAGAAGAAGGAAAGAUGCUGAGGAAGUCUCUGGAGCAGCAGGAGGAGGAGGCAAAGCAGCGUGAAAGGAAGCUGCAUGUAGAAGCAUUAGAAAAGGUGCACAAAGCCAUAGAGGAGGAGAGGGGGAAAUGGGAGGCAGAGAAAGUGGAAGCUGUGCAGAAACACUGUGGGAUACUGGAGGAGCAGAACAGAAAGAGCCUGGAACACACGAGGAGUGAGAUGCAGCAAGAGAAGAGUAAAGCACUGGCUCUUCAACAUAAAGUGAUGGAGCUGCAAAGAAGAGUGCAGGAGUUGGAGAGUGAAAGCUGUGUGCAGCAGAGAGAGCAGGAGUCUUUGCUCACUGUGAUUUGCAAAUCACUGAAAGAGGAGCACCAGGCAGAGCUGCGGAGAUUGCAGAGACACAUGGCACAGGAGAGUCAGAGGACUGUGCUGCAGCUUGAGCAGGCUGUGCAGCUGGCAGAGAAAGAGGCCGACAGGCUCCAAGUGAUGCUGGAAGAGAAGGAGAGCAGCCAUAACCAAACCACAGCCAAGCAAGAACAGCAGCUCAGGCACUGGGCCCAGGAGCUGGGCGUAGAGUGCGAGCAUCUACACCUUUUAGUGGAGCAGAGGGGAGCCAAACGAAGUACUGUGCAACUUCCUGCCAGUCCCACUGUAGCUGAAGGUCUUGCAAACUUGAGAACACUAAGAGACCAGUUAAAGCACUUGAUAAGCCAUCUAUAUCAGAAACUUGAGUCUCAGAGGCAAACAACUGAGCUGCUGAGAAAAGACAAGGAGAGAGAAUUGAGCAUUCAGAGGAAACAGUUGAGGGUGGAGAGAGACCAAGCAUUGGAUUCUCUGAAGGAACGUCUCAUUCAGGAGCACAUUGAGGAGUUGAGCAGUCUUAACUGGGCUCAUAUGUGUGAUGGAGGAGGUGAGGGGGGAGGUGCGGCAGCAUCUCUUCGCAAGCAGCUGAAGGCCAAAGACCUGGAGCUCAGGCAGGUUCAGAGGAGCAUGGGCCAGUGGAAGGAAAAGACUGUAGCUCGUCUGGCAUGCAAGUUUGAAGAAGAGUUGACGGCUGAACUGGAAAGGUGCAAGACAAAGUUGUUAAGGUGCAGAAAGACAUCAAAGACACAAGAGGAGAGGCAUGAAAAGUCUGAGAGGUCUGAAGUAGAGAUGAAGCUUAGUGCAAAGGAAGCUCAGAAUUCAGUUUGCUCUCCGUUGUUUUAUGCUGUGGACCCUGCGGCCUCUCACAGCCCCUCAGAUGUGGCUUCAUUAAAACUUCUGCGCUACCUCCAGAGCAGAGUCAAGCAACUCCGAGUAGAAAACCAGACCUACACCUGCAGCCCAUCACCUCUAAAUACAGGCCCUUCAGAUUUGUCAGGAUCCUAUCUUAUGACAAUCAAUCAAUGUCAAGACAGUGCUGGAAAUCAGAGUUACUCAUCCAUCAAGACAGUUCCAAGAUAAGGACAUGAGACCUUACUGUGUGUGUGUGCAAAUACACCAGUGAUAUGAUGUUAAAUCUGAGUCUCAAGCAUUUCAAGCAUGUGCUUCACCACAGAGAUGAGUCAUUUACUGUUACGUGCACUUAAGAUAAGAGAUUAACAAGCAGGUCACGGUGACAAAUGACACAACCAUAUAUUUGGUCAUUGAGUUCACAUUCCUCUGUGUUUAAGUCAAAUUUUAUGGCUUAAGGUUACUGUGAACUGUGAAUGAGUGAUGAACUGACAUUUCUCUGAAGAUUAAAGAUCAUGUGAAAUGUCAGGUAACCUCACAAAGCUGACGUUUCCAUCAUAAAUGUAACAUGAUGUUAAAUUGUACAAUAAAAAAAGUUCAUUACCUGGCAA
This is a messenger RNA of Thunnus maccoyii (southern bluefin tuna), 4348 nucleotides long. RefSeq names its product trichohyalin. Bases 129 to 3968 code for a protein of 1279 amino acids. The record is from RefSeq and is a predicted model, not a curated record. The transcript has 30 exons. Lineage: Eukaryota; Metazoa; Chordata; Actinopteri; Scombriformes; Scombridae.